CGCUCUGCAGGUGUCGCUGUUCCACCGGCUCUUCCUUCAGCCGGAGUCUGCCCCUAGCUUGUCUGGAGACUCGACGGUCAAGGUGAAAGGUUCUGAAGAUGGCGGCGUCCUUUCUGGAGGAAGAAGUGGAUAACGAUGACUAUUAUUCGCUGAUGAACGUCAGGAGGGAGGCGACUCAGGAGGAACUAAAGGCAUCCUACCGCAGGCUGUGUAUGUUAUACCAUCCAGACAAGCACAGAGACCCAGAGCUGAAAAAACAAGCGGAGCAACUCUUUAACCUUGUUCACCAGGCUUAUGAAGUUCUCAGUGACCCUCAAUCAAGAGCUAUUUAUGACAUCUAUGGGAAGAAGGGGCUGGAGAUGGAAGGCUGGGAGGUUGUAGAGCGGAAACGAACAGCAGCUGAGAUCAGAGAAGAAUUUGAGAGAUUACAAAGGGAAAGAGAAGAAAGAAGGCUUCAGCAGCGAACCAAUCCUAAGGGGACAAUUAGUGUUGGAAUUGAUGCCACGGAGCUGUUUGAUCGUUAUGAUGAAGAUUUCGAAGACAUUCCAGGAAGUGGCUUUCCCCAGAUUGAAAUUAACCGAAUGCACAUCUCUCAGUCUAUUGAGGCCCCUCUGACUGCAUCGGAUACAGCAAUUCUCUCAGGAAGCCUCUCCACACAGAAUGGCAAUGGUGGGGGAUCAAUAAACCUUGCUCUUAGACGAGUGACCUCAGCCAAAGGAUGGGGAGAGUUAGAGUUUGGAGCUGGUGACCUUCAAGGACCUUUGUUUGGUCUUAAGAUCUUCCGUAAUCUUACACCUAAAUGUUUUUUCACUACAAACUGCGUUUUGCAGUUUUCCUCUCGUGGGAUCCGGCCAGGCCUCACAACCAUGGUAGCUCGCAAUCUAGACAAGAACACUAUGGGUUACAUCCAGUGGCGAUGGGGGAUCCAGUCAGCCAUGAACACCAGUAUUGUCCGAGACACGAAGAACAGCCACUUCUCCAUGGCGUUACAGCUUGGAAUUCCCCAUUCCUUCAUGAUGGUUAGUUACCAGCACAAAUUUCAGGAUGAAGAACAAACGCGACUAAAAGGAUCAAUAAAGGCCGGAUUUUUUGGUACGGUGGUGGAGUACGGAGCCGAGAGAAAGAUUUCCAGGCACAGCGUGCUGGGAGCAACUGUCAGUGUCGGCGUACCCCAAGGAGUAUCUUUAAAAAUAAAGUUAAAUAGAGCCAGUCAGACAUAUUUCUUUCCUAUCCACCUGACAGAUCAGCUUCUGCCAAGCGCUGUAUUUUAUGCCACUGUGGGCCCUCUCGUUAUCUACGUGGCCAUGCAUAGGCUUAUCAUCAAACCCUACCUCAGGGCUCAGAAAGAGAAAGAGCUGGAGAAGCACAGAGAAAACUCCGCAACAGAUGUGCUCCAGAAGAAGCAAGAGGCAGAGGCUGCAGUGCGGCUGAUGCAAGAAUCUGUGAGACGGAUCAUCGAAGCUGAAGAGGCAAAAAUGGGCCUGAUCAUACUCAAUGCCUGGUAUGGCAAAUUUGUGACGGACAACAGCAAAAGGAACGAAAAGGUGAAAGUGAUCGAUGUGACUGUGCCACUGCAGUGUUUAGUAAAAGACUCCAAACUGAUCCUGACGGAGGCUUCCAAAUCUGGGCUGCCUGGUUUUUAUGACCCUUGUGUUGGUGAAGACAAAAGCCUCAAGAUCCUGUACCAGUUCAGAGGAGUCAUGCACCAAGUCAUGUCCGGGGAUAAUGAGCCACUUAGGAUACCAAAACAAUCUCACAAGAUCGAAACAGACGGCUAGCUCCGCUGCUCGAGGGAAAGAAGGAACUACAUGGGGCUGGAACGGACCCGGCCUCUGAAAAACAUUUACUGGGAUCCUUGAAAAACAAAAACUAUAAAAGUCAAGAUGUUCUGGUCAGGCAGGAAAUAGGAGCGAUGUCUUGGUAUGGACCUACUAUAAUAUAAAACAAUGUGUUUUCUGGGUAUAAUGUGGCAAUAUUUCAUUGGUGAUAUAUGGAGGAACUAGUUAAGGAAAGCUGCUGGGUACUACUGACCUACUGUACCAGUGCAAUUGGUUCCUGAUGUUCGGAUUAAAUUGUAUAAGUCAUGAGAGCAGAGGAACUGGCCCUAAUAACUGACAAAUGAGCCAGCACUUCUAAUCAGUCCAGUCAGACCAAGCGAUAAGGUGACACUCAGGAUUCCCAGGCUCUGCUGCUUGUUUCCUUUUUUUUCUUUGAUAGACAAAGUCCUCCAGCUUUUGUGAAUGAACGGUUCCAGCAUCCACAGCCUGCCGAGGAUGCUGGGAGUUAGAGUUCACAGGACCUGGAAGACCGAGACAUCUGCAAGUUAAAUCUUUCCCAUCACCCAGGAGGCCAUAUAAAGUAAAGGGAUAUCCUGGCAUGCUAAGAGCUCUCUAUAUAUUUCUGCUGUAUCAUGGGAAGCGGUAUGCAGGGAACAUAUUUAUUGAAAGAAAAUGCUGGUUUUAUUUUUUGUUUUUUUAAUUAUUAUAUAUAUAUAUAUAUAUAUAUAUAUAUAUAUAUAUAUAUAUAUAUAUAUAUAUAUAUAUAUAUAUCUACGCAGCUGUCUGCAUGUCCCUCUUGCCAAACUAUAUAGCAAUCUUUUUAUAUCUGCCUUGUAGUAGCAGGUGCCCACCACACUGGGGCGCCCGAAGCACAUCAUUUUACAACAGCAAAUUUGAUUUGCUAUUCUCCUUUCUUAUAUUUUUAGUCUUUUGUCUGUAGAAGUCGUCGUUGCAUUUUGUUUGAACCAAGUGAAAUAAGAACUCAGGGCAUGUACGUGUGCAGCUAUGACCUUCUGAGCCCACAGAGUAUUUGUCGGUUCUUUAUAAAUAGAUAUAAUGAGAAGUGAAAGUAUCACGGUGGGCCGUCAGUCAUUAUCCAUUAUAAAGAGAUAUAUCACCGUCAGUCUCUACUCGAUAUUACACCCUGUAUUUCUGCUAUCAUCAUAUUUUCUGCAGGGAAAUACUUGUCUGUCUCACUGAAGAGCCUAAACCAUUCAAACCCAGGACAGGUUUCUUUUGUACGACCAAUGCCAGAGUGAAAUAAAUCAAAUGUCAAUAAAACAGGAUAUUUUCAA
Molecule: messenger RNA, 3073 nt
Organism: Xenopus laevis (African clawed frog)
Lineage: Eukaryota; Metazoa; Chordata; Amphibia; Anura; Pipidae
Gene: dnajc11.L
Product: DnaJ heat shock protein family (Hsp40) member C11 L homeolog
Exons: 16
Coding region: 99-1778 (559 amino acids)
Biological process (GO): cristae formation
Cellular component (GO): mitochondrion; mitochondrial outer membrane
Source: RefSeq, a predicted model, not a curated record